AAACAAGAAUGAUUCUAGCUAUCUUCUGCAAUCCACGUUUGAGCUGCAUGAGGUAGUUUAGACCUUCUGAUUUGCUUUCUUGGAGUGAUUUGUCUUUGUUGUGUGUGUGUAGUCAUGUGGGAACCGUGUCGCGUGUGCGGUGAUGGUGUGCCUGGUGCACAGCGCCGGACGUUAUUUGAUACAUGUGGACAUUUACGGCCUGCUGUGGUUCUGGCCCAUGUUUUGGGGUGCAAUCUUCAUCGAGAUGGGAGAAGUGAACUUCUUUGUAGGAAGUGCAUGUUCCUGCUGGAGUGCGUGGUGCGGUGCGACAUCACCAUUGAAGACCUGCAGAAAACACACACUGCAGAGUUGCAACUCCUGCAGUGUGAGAGAUCAAGACUGGGCAUGCUGAUAAUGCAGAAGUACUGGCGAAAUAACUUGCAAGAACAGGAUUGGUGUGAAAAGCAUAAAACAGCGAAUCAGGAGUUUCAGCACCAACCAGCACGUGACCAUAGCUUUGAACAGCUACAAAAGGAAACUCAUAAGAAAAGUGAGUUGAAACAUUGGCAAAAUGAGGCUAAGCACCUUGAGAGGCCUAAAAGCCAGCAUAAUAAAUUGGAUCGAUGCCUCAUUGGAGGGACUACAGGGACUGCACAUCCUAGAUCAAAGAUCAACAUUUUAAAGGAACGUGAAGGUCAACUUCAGCAAAAGAAUCAGGCUCUGUUGAGGCGCAGUGCAUCACUCGGUGUUGGGCAGAGUUUUUUAGCUCAGAAUUGCAGGUUUUCUACGUUUAAAGCUGACCGCAUGGUGGGAGCUGGUGUUUCUUAUCCAAGCCACGAGUAUUCAGAUCUCAUCCACAAGAAGUCUGCUUUAACAUCAUGCACAGUUUCUGUCAGCCAUACUCCGGCCAUUACUACACUUCCACAUCUCAGGCAGACACAGACAAUCAGAGGCAGGUUAUUGCGGUUGAGUGAUUUACCUCAGUUGCUGCGGAGCAUUAGGCCCCGCCCACUGCCACAGACUAUGGGCACUAGGAUUCCCAUCAAAUUAAAACCAAAUGAUGCGUUUGAGCCUGCCGACAUUGCUAAAGCCAGAGUGGUGAGGGCAGAACAAACUGUGAGAGAGCUGGAGGAGGCAUUUAAUGAUGAAUACCUAUCUCUUAAACCAGAGAUGUCUGUUGUUAAGCAGGAUGAGCUGAACAUGUUGCAGCAGAGAACCAGACAGCUGACUGAAGAGCUUAACUCUACAAAGAGCAGCAGUCAAACACUAAAACAGAGACUGGAGGAGAUGGACAGAGAGAACAAGACUCUUUCUGGACAGCUAGAGGAAAGGGAGAUCGAGCUGGCUGCAGAAAAGAAAAACGCCUUGAAGCGAGACAAGACUAUUCAGGGCCUGAGCAUCCUACUUAAAGAGAAAGAACGACAGGUCGAUGAGUUGUAUGGGAAUCUAGAAGAGAAAGAACAGGCCUUAACCAAGGCCAGGGAAGCUCUUCAUAAAGCUCAUUUACAGAAAUACCAGGGUGGUGAGGAACAACAGGCCCUGUUACAGUCACAGCAUGCCGAGCUGUCUCGUCUACAGGCAGAGUGCCAUUCAUCACUGCUGGAGCUUCAGAGGCUACAGCGUGCACUCAGCAGUAAAGACGCACAGAUGGAGGUACUGCAACAAGACAAACUGCAGCUGGAGAAUGAACUGGAGCUGCUACAGCAGCACAAAAGAAAAGGAGACAAGACCAUUAAUGACCUGCAGAAUCAGCUGAAAAAGCUGAGCGGAGAGCUGGCAGAGAUGGAGAACCUUCUAGAGCAUCAAAGUCUUGCGCAACAAGAGCAGACCCGCACAAUAGAACAUAAAAUGCAGAGCACAAUACAACAUUUAACAACUAGCCUCACAAAGAAAGAACAACAGCUACAGGAAUACAUGAGCAUGGUGCAGGAUCUGGAGCAGGAUCGAGCUUCGACAGGAAGUGAUGUAAUGCUGGCCAAACUCCGAGAGAAACUAAGGGAAAAGGAGAAAGCUCUGGAGAAAGCACUAGAGGAAAAGUUUGUGGCAGUCGAGGAGAAAGAGAAUGAAAUUCAUCUGCUACAGCUAAGCAUGAGAGAAAAGGAAAGAGAUUUGGAGCGCCUCAAUAACCUCCUUACACAUAAUGAGGAGACUGUUAAUAGCUUUGAUGCAUUAUUAAAAGAGAAAGACAUGGAAUUGCAGCAGCUACUGAACUCGUUGAAAAACCUGCAGCGCUCUAAACAGGAGAGUGAAGAGAACCUGCAAAGAGCUCUGAGAGAGAAAGAUUUCAUCAUCCAGCAGCUCAAAACUAAAGACAUGGAGGACAUGGCUAGUACAGUUCUUAGUCAGCCAGAGUCUCAUGGAGAUGAUCUUGCAGAUCAGAUGGGUCAGAGGUUAAAAGUCACAGAGGAUAGGUUGGCUGAGGCAGUUAAGCACAGAGAAAGGCUGUUGUGUGAAAACCAGACAGCUGUUGAGAACCUUCUGGCCUCGAUCAGCAGCAAAGACCAGCUUCUCAAGGAGAAUGCAGAGCGACAUACACAGGCUCUCUCUGAUCGGGCAGCGGAGUUGUUGGAUCUGCGCAGACAGCUCGCAGACACCCAGCUGCAACUUAGCAAUGCUCAGAACCUCAGUGCUGCACUGAAUGAGAAGGAUGUGCUCAUUAAUAAGCUUUUGGACCGUGCCCAGGAGAGAGAACACUGUCUGAGUGAGACAAAGGCAGGAGAGGCGGCACCCCCUCAGGUGGUAGAGCUUAGACAUACUAUUAAGGUGCUGCAACAGAGACUGGAAGAGAAGGAGGCUGAACUGUCUCAGCGGCACAGUGAGGAAAACACGGAGACAUCUCUUACAGUCAAUAAGAGACCUGCUGUAAUACUGAAGAAAGAGCUUUCCCAGAAAACAGAAGCUCUCAACAGUGCUCUGAAGAGAGAAAAUCAGCUUAAGAUGUCUCUUGCUGAGCUUCAGUCCACUGUGUCAGAGCUGGAAGGCCGACUAGAGGGUCAAACAACCAGUAUUGAGUCUCUCAAAUCCACUAUCAGUACUAAAGAUGAAAUUAUUUCUGAGCUACAGCAGCAUUUGGCCCAGAUGGGGAUGAGGCAAUCAGCUACAACCCAUGAUCACCAAUCGCAUUAUGCAGAGGAGCUCAGUUUCCGCUCUCUUCCACAAAGAGAGAGAACCGUCAUCGGGGGAGAUAGACAGCAGCAGCAGGAGAAGUCAUCUCUGGGUGACCUGUGCUCCGAGCAGGCACAGCUAAACCACAUCCUGAGGGAAGAGCAACAUCUCUACACCAAGCUUGUUCAUGCAGUCAAAGAGCAAGACAGUGCUCAGCGGCUGCAGGCACUACAACUGGAGCUGACUGCUGUGACACUCCUCAGGCAACAGCUGGAAGACGGCGUGCGUAACAACAAUGAGCUCCGAGAGCAGCUGUGCCGAGAGAUCCAGAGAGUUAUUCAGAGAGAAGGUGUGGACCCUGCAGAGCUGGAGAAUAUGCGAGAUGCUCUAGAAGAAGCUCAGCGCUGGAACACAUCUCUACAAGCCCGACUUGGCCAGAUCCAGAGCAGAGGAGGAGGAGUAGGACAGGCUAAUGACAUGGACGACACACUGAGUCUGAUAGGGGAUCAGACAUCCUAUAUGAGUAUAUGUGUAGGGGAGAAGCAAGAUGAGGAGCUGCAGCAUCUUUCUGUAGAACAACUCAGGCUGAAGGUGUCAGAGCUACAGGCAAAAAAUGCAGAGCUGCAGAAAAGGUUGGCAAUGGCAGAGAGAGACAUUAUGGAUAAUGCUCAGAGAGAGUCGCAGGAACAACUCGACCACAUUGGCUUUUCACCUGCUAGCACGCAGCCACAGGGACUGGCCAGACCACUAGCUGUUAAUGCUAACAAGAGGCCAUUUUCCCCCAGUGUCAAGGAGACAGGUGAUGACAUUCUUGAAGCCCAAAGAAGGAUGGCAAGUUCUCCCUUAUCAUUGCCACUGAAUGAUAAUGGAAACUCCCCAUAUGUUCCUGGUUACCAGGGUGAGAAUGAGCAGGCAGAACUUGCAUCCUUACUUAGAGACUGUGGAGCAGAGUCUGUUUCUCAACUCCGGGAGCAGAUAAAUAAACUACGUUCAGAAAUGACAAAGCUUGGUGUUCUCCUGAAGGAAGAAAACUCAGCUGAGUCCAAAGAGAGUGCUGAAAGUUCAGGAGAGAACGACAGCAAUACAAACCUUCACCGGACUGUGCAGACCCUCCGCUCAGAGGCCCGGAGUCACAGAAAAGUUGUUCGGCUCUUGAAGGAACAGCUACAUCGCAAUGCAAAAGCAAAGGCAGAUGGUGGGCCAGGGAUUGAUGCAGUAGUGAGUGACAGCAUGGAUCGCAGGAUGGAGCGUCUGAGGGAGGAGCACGAGGCCACUUUGAGACAUGCCGAGAGCCUGGAGGACAGGCUAAUGGAGAUACAAAACCGAGAAAGAAAUGAGGGCCGAGAACAAGAAGAAGAGAGAGAAAGAAAAAAGAAAGGCAGACAAGAUCAAAGCAAGAAGUUGAAACAUGGAGCAUACACAAAAUCACGGUUGCCAGUAGCAGUGAGACCUGCAAAGCAAAGGGACAGGCAGAGGCAGACUUAUUAUGAAACAGAGGAAAGUUCUGAACAACUUAGUACAACAGAUUCUGAGCAGCAUAGCCAAAGUAACAGAGUCCUCAGUGGAGCAUUACAUCAAAGUUCUCCAGGUAGCAGUUUUGAGGCUCUUUGGGAUUCUGAGUUCAGGCGAAGCGCAUACCCUGAGACUAAACAAAACAGUGAUGCCAGGCAAAAUUUAAAGAAUGUAUCUGACUUUCCACAGUCAGAACUCUUAUCUCAGCUGGAGUUACUGAACCUGGAAUGCCAGGAGAAGGAAGCGUUCAUCUCCAAACUUCAGUUUCAGAUGCAGAAUUUGGAAGAGCUCCAAGCUGAGCUUCAAGAGAAGGAACGAUUGAAUGGUCAAUACCUGGAAGCCUUGCAUGCUGCUGAGUCCACAAUUGCAUACCUUACAGCUUGUAACCUGGAUUCUGUAAGUGGCCUGGGCCAGCCCAGUUUGGGAUCUGAUUCAUCACUGCAACGGCAGUGCACUGAGCUUCAAAAAGCUGUCCAGGAAAAAGAUCAACUCAACAUUCAGCUGCUAGAGUGCUUAAACACAGCUGAGGCUGCCAUUGCCUCACUGACCUCAACUGAUCAGUCUGAAAGUGCUUUCUCUUGUCAGAAUGACCCACAAGCCUUGUGUGAGAGGCUUGAGUUCCUGCUCAACCAGAUCAAGGCCUUGCAGGAUAAGAAACAAGCCUCCACAGUCACUCCUAAGGAGUUGCUUUGCCCAGAUGGAGGUUCAGCAUCAGACCUGCAACGCCAAGCUGAAACUCUUCAGGAAUCACUGUUGCAGCAGUGCAGGCUGAAUGCAGAGUUACAGGAAAAACUCAGGACUGCAGAAGAAACUAUUACCAAACUGUGUGCUCAACAAAGCAGCAUUACCAAUGGCCAGGAGUUGAUUUGCAGCUACAAGUGCACAAGUCCACAAGAGGAUAUAAUAAAUGAAUAUGAAGAGGGACAGCAAAGACUGGCUGCGUGUCUUUCUGAGUGUAUUUUUGCAGCAGAACAAGCAGUAGGGUCUCUUGCAGAUUAUCAUUUAAGGACCGAUCAGAUUUUGUAUAGUCCUGAAAUCUUGACCAACACAGAGUUUGAACAGAACUUAGACAGGCUUCAGAAGGCACUUUUGGAAAGAGACAGGUUUGUGAACUCUGGCAGUACAGAUAUAAGCCACAGCACUAUUGUGGGUCCAUUUCAACACAAAAUAGUACAGCACUCCUUACAGAUUUCAGCUGCUGCACAGCAGAAGACAAGCACCCCAAUUUCACAAGGACAGCAGGGGCAACAGAAAAUAUCAGAAACUUGGGAUCCUGAUCAAUCAGGAAGUCCACACUUGAACCUCCACAAAAAUCUAACAAUUAUUGUCCAGAUCUUUAAACAGCAUGCUCAGAAGAUUCAGGAGCUGGAGGAGGCACUUAAAGUUGAGCAAGACCUUAAAGGACACAGUGGCUUAAAGCAUGAGGAUGUUGUGCAGUUGGAGAACUUGCAGAAGGCCUUAAAAGAGAAGCAGAAAAUGUGUCAGAAGCUGGAGGAGAAACUGGCUUCUGCUCAGUCCAUCAUUGCUCUGCAGAACUCAUCCAAGAGCGAUAAACACUCUGAGAGAUGCAAAGCACCUCAUAGUGAACAGGAUGAUAAAGGCAUUCAGGUGGAUACACAGGACCUGGGCUACGAGACAAGUGGAAGGAGUGAGACGGAGGUGGAAAGAGAAGAGGGCAGUAGCACAGAUGUAGAUGGUGGUGUGUGUUUGGACCCUGCUCUCUCCGAAUUCACCUCAGCAGACAAUCUGGACAUGACAGCAUCCAGCCCAUCUUACCCAAGCUCACCUGAUAGCUCUCCCCGUCUUCAUGAUCCCAAUUCUGACCCCACACAUGAGCUCUUGCAACUCAGGUCACAGGUCAAAAGUCAGCAAAAGGUUAUUGCCCAACUUCAGCGACUGCUGCCCAUUAAGUGCCUGACUGCCAAGGUUUUGACUUCUGACCCAGCAAUAAGCUGUGAGGAAGAGGAGGAAAGUGCAACAAUGAAGGCACGGAUUUCCCAGCUUAGCGUUGAACUGGAGAGAGAGCGCACAAUCAACAGGAGUAAUGAGUCUGCUUCUCCAUCCCGGAUGGAGUCUCUGGUGCAGUCUCAGGCACGAGAGUUGUGUGAAUUACGUGAGCAAAUAAGAGUUUCACAAACACUUGGUGCUGAACAGCGCAAGCAGCUGCUGGACCUUCGGGGGGCAAUAGAGGAGCUGAUGCAACCCAACGAUGGGCAAAGUGUCAUAAGCACAACACUCCAAAAACACCUGGACCGGAGUCUCAGCCUACUGGACAAACUGGAACAAGCAGGCUCUCCUGUGGACUUGCAAGGUCUAGAGCUGUUUCAGAGAUUUACAGUAGAGCUCCAGGAGAAGGAGAAGGUCAUUCGGCAGCUGAAGGAUCAGCUGCUUGGCAAAGUUCCUAGUAUGCACCAGGAGUUAGAAUCUGAGAUGAGUGACGGGAUCUCUAACAGCAGUACUGUUUCUGUUCACGACAGCCUGCACGACCUUCACACCCUCACGGCCAGUGGAGCAACUGAAGGUUUGAAGUCAACCGGUGGAAAGAGUGUUCCUGAAGCUGAUCCCCAUCCUUCAUCAGUUUGUGUGGCUGCUGAUUUGACUAGAUCUCAGGGUGAAGAGGGAAAUGUUUAUAAUCUACAGAAGGAUAACAGUCGUCUACAAGAACAGCUGAGAAAGAGCGAAGAGCUUAACGCCACACUGAGGAGCGAGCUCGACCUCACUCACUCCAUCCUUACACACACACAGAGUCAGAACAUCAUGCUGACCAAACACACUCAAAGCAGCUCGUCAGUCACACACACACACUCCCAGAGCCGAGCUACAGACAGCCAGCAGGCUCAGCAUGAGUCAGUCCUAACAAGUAUCAGCUCAGAUUUGUUAAUGGAGCACCUGCAGGAGAUUCGAGCUCUACGUCAGCGCUUGGAGGAAACAAUCCACACCAACGAGAGACUACGAGAGCAGCUGGAGCGAAAACUUCAGCAGGCUGAUAGAGACCCAGCAGAUACUCACAUCUUUAUUGCUGGGUCAGAAGAUGCAAGUAAGCUGAACAGUGAUAUCCAUUACCUUUGGGCUCAGAACCACACACUUAAAGAACAACUUAACCAGGCAGCAAGAGAUAAACAGAAAGAGAAUGACUGUCUGAGAGAGACUUUGUCAAGGCGCACAGCCAAACUUGAUCUCAGCAGAAAAGAGUGUGAAAUGCUGCGUGAGGAACGCACACACUUGCAGAACAACCUGUACAGGCUGCAAUGUGAGCAAAAGCUCCAAAAGCAACAGUUGGUAGACACUCAGCAACUUCUGCAAUCAGUGCAAGUUGAACUCCAGGUGCAUGAACAGAUCAGGAACUCAGUAAACACCCACACAGAGGAGCGUGGUGGUUCAGAGUCUUCUGACGUGGAUCUGAGGGAGUUGUUGAGUGAAGUCCGGCAUCUUCGUCUACAGCUUGAGAGAAGUAUCCAGACCAACACAGCACUGAGACACAAACUGGAACAACAACUACUAACCCAAACUGAUCCUCCAUCUACCAUCAACAUCAACUAUCUACUCCCUCAAGCAGAUGAAGGAAGUAAAUCAGAGAUGCAACGUCAGCACUCACACACGGACCCCUCUAGUGCUGCAUAUGACAGCUGUAGCUCUGUGCGAGGUGAUUCUCCAGCUUUGUCCCGACUGGUUCCAGGUCACAGGCUGUGGGCAGAUCGACAUGGGCGUCAUGUUCUAGGCCUCAUAGAGGAUUACAGCGCUCUCAGCAAACAGAUCAGAGAGGCCAAAAGAAUCACUGCAGCUAUGGAUAAUCAACUACAGGACAGGUUCGUGGAGUGUGCAGGUUUUUCAGGUAGUGUGAGCACCAUGCAGCAGGUGUUAGAGGAAGCUGGGCGAUUGCUAAAACUGCUCUGGAGAGUAUCGCUACCCACAGGAGACCUCACACACACUCAGCAGAAUGAAGUGCUGAGGAGUGAGAUCACUCAGCUGAAAAGCAGACUGACUCAGCAGGAGCGAAUGCUGACUGGCACUGUCAAACGACUCCGAUCUACCAACCAGCUCAAAGAGGGCAUGGAGCGGAUCAUCAUCGAGCAGUUGUCACUGACUCACAGAGUGUUAAAGAAAGCACGAGGAAACCUUGAGUCUAAGUAUUUCAAUGUUUUGGGGAUAAAAGACCUACAGAUGGAAGGAAAUCCCAUUGAAUGCCCAGUGACCAGUCAACAGACAGACAUCGCUUUCUAAUCUGCCUCCUGUAUUCUACCUGUCCAGGACACUAUUUCUGUCAAUCAUGUCUGAUAUCUGAAGCUCUAAUUAGAUGUCCAUGAGAGAAUUUUAAUGUGCUUGGAUUUAGAUUUGGAGGCACCAAAUAAAAUGCACAUUUUACAGAGGCUUAUCUCGUAAAUAUUGAAUGUCUUUUAGUUCUUUAUUUAAUGCCUUUUUAACAUGUUCCUUUCAUAGAUCUUGCUUUUGUCCACUGCCUGAUUGAUGUAAUGUCAUAUUUUAUACUGUAUUCAUUAACAGAGUUCUAGUUUAUCUAAAAGGGCUUAAAGAUUGUGGUACAGAUGCAUUAAAACUCUUCAGCACUGA
Tachysurus vachellii is the source of this 9162-nucleotide messenger RNA. RefSeq names its product CDK5 regulatory subunit associated protein 2 (gene cdk5rap2). Gene Ontology annotation, cellular component: microtubule organizing center. The transcript is spliced from 42 exons. The record is from RefSeq and is a predicted model, not a curated record. NCBI's taxonomy places the organism in Eukaryota, Metazoa, Chordata, Actinopteri, Siluriformes, Bagridae. The coding region runs from base 115 to 8817 and encodes 2900 amino acids.